AUGUCUUCGCUCGAAUCGCCGUUGAAUUCGGCUCACCAACACGCGGCCAAUGCGGACGAUUUUGCCGCUCAAGGACUACUCAUUCCAGCCUUAGAAGAACACACAAAGGCUGGGGAGGCUUUUCUUGCAUGUGUUGAGGCUUCACACGACGAGAACACCAAACGAACCCUGAGAAUGUUGUACAAUGAUCAUGUCAAGGCGACAAAGGAGUUGCACCGCAGGAUUUCUAAAUUGCGGGAAGAAAACAAAGACCCCUUUUUGCCCCAGAAGCCAAGCGCGAAUGUGCCCAGUCCUGCUGUUGCUGCUUCUAUCGCACCUGCCCCGACGCCUUCACCACCCCCACAUGUUCGCAAUCGUAUGAGCGACUCACAACAGACGGUGGACGAGUCCUUCAUGUUGCUUGGACAGAGGAGUGACUCGGGAGAUCCUUUCAACCAAUUCUGGAAGAUAACUGAAGGGAUGUUAGACUAUCUCUCUCAACCAGUAGCAUUCGCAACGGCGCCACUUGCCCCGCCUAGUGCAUCUGCACACAGGCGGCAUGGCGGUAGAGACCCGAGUUCAAGCAGCGACACCGACGUUGAAGACCCGAUUUCAAAGAGGUUGUCUCGGGGUAUAGGAUUGGUGAAGGCUGCGCGGUCCAAAAUACUUUCCCGACACGAUUCUUCGGCCACUGCGUCUGAUUCUGAAGGAGGACGCGCCGCUGGUCCUAGCACUUUCGCGCCGAAGCCACAGCCUGACUAUCGAGAUGAUUGGGAUGAUGACGUUGAUGCAGAUGAGGAUGAUAUGGCGGACUCGUUUUGCCUGAUACCCUCUAAAUCCAAUACUGCAGCUACAAUUGUUCUCAAGAAUGAGAACGCUGCCCUGAAAGUCGAGUUGGAGGAGACGAGGACACAAGUGGCCUCUAUGGAGGGUAUACUGAAGAUGCGCCAAGAGCAGGACCAGCAACUACGAGAUAGCAUCAUACUUGCCCGAAAAGAAGCCCACCGGGCUAUGAUAUCCUCGACGAUGGUACCUCGGCCAGUACCGGCGGGACAACCCACUGUCGACCUCACGUCUCUCAACCUCAACGUUCCACCCGUUCCACCACCAGUGGCUGCGCUCAAUCCAGGACGCGACCGGGAGGCGCAGCUCGUGCGCCGUGUGCGAGAGCUCGAGGAAGAAGUACGCGCGGUCCGUGCAGAGAACGAGAAGCAGAAAGCGAUGAUCGUGCGCUUCCGCGAGCGGUGGGAGAAACUCAAGGAGUCUGCGAAACGGAAGAAGGAAGCGAAGGCUGCUGCCGAGAAUACUUCUAUUGUCGGCGACCGCAUCGAUGAAGAACCGGAAGCUGAGGCGGAGGCCGAGAAGGACGACCUGCACCCGCGAAAGCAAUCCGAGGGUGGUGGGGCUGUAUCGACGUGA
Molecule: messenger RNA, 1398 nt
Organism: Sparassis crispa
Lineage: Eukaryota; Fungi; Basidiomycota; Agaricomycetes; Polyporales; Sparassidaceae
Exons: 7
Coding region: 1-1398 (465 amino acids)
Source: RefSeq, a predicted model, not a curated record